Tribolium castaneum (red flour beetle) is the source of this 927-nucleotide messenger RNA. RefSeq lists its product as uncharacterized. The coding region runs from base 1 to 258 and encodes 85 amino acids. The transcript has a single exon. Gene Ontology annotation, cellular component: mediator complex. The record is from RefSeq and is a predicted model, not a curated record. NCBI's taxonomy places the organism in Eukaryota, Metazoa, Arthropoda, Insecta, Coleoptera, Tenebrionidae.
AUGGUGUUUCGCCUCCUGAUCCGCUUGCUUGCAAACAACGAACAGUUGGUGCAAAGACUGAGCGAAUCGUACCCUAUGCGCAAAGCGGCGCAGGUCGUAGUGCGAGCUGUCUACCACGGCAAGAAUCUCAUCGAGGAGCGGGGUCUUGACAAGCGGCUAUCGCCCGAGGAGUUCCGCGCUUUGAUGAAGCGAAUCGCCCAGAAUUUGCAAGGACAGAUCAAGCAAGCCAGUGACGAGUUCAAACACAAAAUGAAAUAGACGCCAUGGCGACCGUGAUUUUCGUCGGCUCCCCGGAGAAAAGUCCGAAAAGUUGCGCCCAAAAAUUCAAGUCGUUGUUCCUCGUGCCGCCACACGAUGUGAUUUUUCGGGUUUUUGCCGCGUUCGUGCCGCCGGUUUCCAAAAAGUAUCAGAAGGUUUACGUUGAUUUGCAAGGGCCGGUCUUGGCCCUUGUUCUAUUGGCUGCUUUGCUAAAUUAUGGCUACUCGUUUAAACCACGCAAUACGUUUCGCUCGCCGACCGAAACCGUCGUUAUUUACAGCUUAACUAUGCCGCUGUUGGCGUUUUUCGUGUGCAAAAUCGGGCGUUCGUGUAUCACUCUAUCGGAAAUGACCUCUCUAAUCGGGUACGGCUUAUACGGCCACAUUUUCACACUGUUUGUUUCGUUUUUACUGUUUGAGGAAGCCAGCAAUUUUUUCUUCUUCGUGUGUUUGAUCGUCUUUGGCGGGCUAAGCACGCUGCGAAUUGCCUUGGUUGUUUUGGGGACUUUGUUCGUACCAGCGGCACGACUAUUGAUUUGUUCGCUUAUCUCGAUUUGUAAUAUCUUGUUUGUGAUUUUUCUACAUUUUGCCUACAUGCAUCGGACUUUUAUCUCGUAGGAAAUUAACAAAGGAUUGUUACAUAAAAACUCUAAUAAAAUAAAUUACUUUA